This is a messenger RNA of Trachymyrmex septentrionalis, 6090 nucleotides long. RefSeq lists its product as uncharacterized. Gene Ontology annotation, molecular function: metal ion binding. The transcript is spliced from 26 exons. Lineage: Eukaryota; Metazoa; Arthropoda; Insecta; Hymenoptera; Formicidae. The coding region runs from base 1 to 6090 and encodes 2029 amino acids. The record is from RefSeq and is a predicted model, not a curated record.
AUGUCCAUUCUAAUUUCCUCGUGUCCAGAUGUAAUAGUGAGGCCGGUCAAGGAUAUAAUUAAAAAUCAGUGUUAUAAUGUUGAAUAUCUGGAAACACCCAUCAAAUCGGAGAAUGACAAAAAAGAAUAUAGAGCCAUCAGAUUAAUAAACGGUUUAGAAAUUUUGUUAAUAUCCAAUGCACAAGCAGAAACAUGCACUUCUUAUAGUCAAGAUAAGAACGACGAAAAGAAGGCAACAUGUGGUUUAUCUGUAGGAGUAGGAACUUUCAGCGAUCCACCAGAAAUUCCAGGCAUAGCAAUUUUCUUCGACUAUAUGCUUUUCAAAGGAAUUGAUCAACAUUCACAAAAAUGUAAUUUUCAAACAUUUAUCGAAAACUAUGGUGGCUGUAGUAAUACCAUAGUCGAUUACGAACAUACAACAUUUCACUUUGAUAUCCAAGAGAAAAUCUUGUUUCAAGCUCUCUGCCAUUUGGCUCAAUUUUGCUUUAAACCAUUGUGGAAUAUAGAUGCUUUUAUACACAAAUCAACGGAGUUAAAAGAAGAGUUUCAGAGGGCUUUAAAUUUUAUCAAACAUCGAGAGGAUCGACUGCUUUCUUCCUUUGCGGAAACUGGUCAUCCAGCUAACAAGUUUACUAUGGACCAUUUAGUAAAAUUGCAGAACAACAAGAAUAUAAACAUAAAGAAAUUGUAUGAAGUGUUGCAAAAAUUUGCAAAGCGCCAUUACAGUGCUCACAGAAUGAAGCUGGUUAUACAGUCAGGAAUACCGCUGAACACAUUAGAAGAUUUUAUCUUAACUUCGACAUACUUUAAAGAUGUACCAACUAAUUGGCUGCCUCCCGAUGAUUUCUCCAAAUUUAAAAAUAACCUUUUUUUUGCUACUCCCGCUUUUCGAAAAAUGUAUAAAGUUAAUGUUCCUUUGAAAGACAGAGAAUUAGUCAUAACAUGGGUAAUACCUCCACUACUUCAUUUAUAUAAAAGUAAACCACAUAAAUAUAUCUUUCAAAUUAUUCAACAUGAAGGACAAGGCUCUUUAAUUAGCUAUCUACGCAAAAAUAUGUGGAGUUGUAUAAAUUCCAUGAAUACACUUCAAUGUAAAAUUAAAUAUUACUCUACGCACAGUUUAAUAAAGCUCAUUGUAAAUCUCUCCUGUAAAGGGCAACAACAUCUGAAAAAGGUUCUAGAUGCAAUAUUUUCCUUUAUCAAUUUAAUAAAAAAAGAGGGUCCACAAAAAAGAUUUUACGAUGAAUUUUGUAAGAGCGAACAAAUGUCUUUUAGAUUUGUCGAUGAAGAGAAUCCAGUGAAUUAUGUGAAAAACUUGUGUAUAAAAAUGCAUUUAUAUCCAUCAUGCCAUUAUUUAACCGGGAACAAACUGUAUUUCGAAUAUAACCCAGAAGAUAUACAAAAAUGUUUAAAUUAUUUGGUACCAGAGACCGCGAAUAUUAUGCUUUUUGACGAGAAUUUCGCGGAUCUCGAAUUAAAUGAAGUCGAACAAUGGUCGAAUACGAAGUACACAGACAUCGAGAUACCAAAGGAAUGGAUCAAACACUGGAAAUCCAUCAAGCCAUUGCGAGAGUUUUAUUUACCAUAUCCAAAUCCAUUUCUUCCUAAGGACUUCACUUCAAUAGUAGUUUCAACGAAAGUUUCAAAAUAUCUUGUAAAAUUGUACAGUAAUAGAAUAUCGGAGGUUUGGUAUCGCGCGGAUACUAAGUUAUCGAAAUGUUACUUCAACUUACAUUUGGUCUCUCCUUUGAUACUUCAAUCAUCGAAGUAUGCAGUUCUUAUGGAUAUGUAUUGCAAAAUAUUGAAAUUUCUGUUAACGGACCAAUUAUAUCCAGCUACAACAGUUGGGAUUGAUUAUAAGAUUAUUGCCACUGAGAAAGGUUUUGUAAUAAAAAUAUAUGGGUUUAGCGAAAAAAUACCACUCUUGCUGGACAUUAUUGCGCAACACAUCAGAGUCUAUCCAACAGUUACGAAGAACUUGUUUAAAACUCUCAAAAAGCAUCAAAUUGAAACCUAUUACAAUACGUUUAGUAAAUCUUGGAAUCUUGUCGAGGACAUGAGAUUAUGGAUAUUGAAGUACAUCCAUUAUACAUACCUCGAUAAGUACGCUGCACUAUAUACUACCUAUUUCGAAGAUCUUCAAUCCUUUGUACAUUACUUUACUAAGCAUCUGUAUGUUCAGUGCCUCGUGCAAGGCAACAUGACGAAGAAUACUGCGUACAACACUGUAUGGAAAUUUCUUAGAAUAAUUGAUUGUAAGCCUUUGUACCCUAAUAUGAUGCCCGAUAUAAGAAUUAAUCAGAUAAAGCUAGACACAACCUGUUGGAUGUCAAAAAGUUACAAAAGAUUAGAUUUUGGAGAAUUUCCAUCACCUUCCGUAGUGAGAUGUUAUUAUCAAGUUGGUGUCAUGUCGAUUAAAUUGUCGUUGAUAAUCGAACUGAUAGCGUUAAUAAUGAAAGUACCGUUAUUCGAAAAAUUAAUGCAAGAAUUUGGAAAACAGUUAGAUAGUACUGAGUGCUUUCUUAAAAAUGACAACGGAAUUUUAGGACUUUACAUUGUUGCUGAUAUUUAUACAAGUAAAUACCUUAAAACCAUGCAGGCGGAACAGUACAUUGACGAAUUUCUCGAAUUGUUUAAUAAGAUUUUGGAAGGGAUGUCAGAAGAAGAUUUGGAUCGUAUCAAGGAGAAAAGAAAAUCAUCGAAGCCAAGGACAUCAUAUGCCGAUAACAAUCUUGAAAGAGAAUUUGAAAGAAAUUGGAAUGAGAUCAUGGAGUGCAAAUACAUGUUUGACAGAUGCGAGAAAGAAGAGCUUGCAUUAAAGGAGAUAAAAAUCAACGAUUUGAAAGAAUGUUUUGCAAAGUAUAUAUUAGAUAAAAGUAAUAUCAGAAAAUUGAGCUUACAUGUGACAGAAAAUGAUUCAGAGGAUGUCGGGGAAAAAAAUGAUAGUGUAAAGGAUCGCGAGAGAAAAUUGCGUAUUGAAAAAGAUAUAAUCGGUAACCAACUAUAUCUACAGUUUUUUCUAAUUCUUUUUUCUAAUUUUUUCUAUUCUGAUUUUCUACACAUUAAUGUAAUGUCAGAGAUGGAGUUUAUAGUUGAAAACGAAGAGCGAAAUCGAGUUGAAUAUUUGGAGCUACCCUUUAAAUCGCAGAACGACAACAAAGAAUAUAGAGUCAUCCGAUUACCGAACGGUUUCACAGCGUUGCUAAUAUCCGAUAAACAUUCAAAAACAUGUGCUUCCCAAGAUCCAGAUAAAGAAGAUAAAGAAAUGGCACACUGUAGCUUAUGUGUAGGGGUAGGCUGUUUCAGCAAUCCAUUGACAAAUCCAGGCAUAGCAUACUACUUUGAGAAAAUAUUAGAUUAUAUGGGAUUCAAAAAUUAUAAUUCUGAUAAUAAUUUCGACGCAUUUAUUAAUAAGUAUGGUGGCUUCACUUAUGCCUCAACGGAAUGCGAGAAUACAACAUUUUAUUUUCGAAUAAAAAAGAAGUAUUUGUUAUUAGCUCUUGAUUGUUUGGCUGCAAUUUUAAAUAAUCCUUUAAAGAAUGAUAACUUUAAACAAUGGCGAGCGGAGGUAGAAGCAGAACUACAAGUCACUCCAAAGUCUUAUAAGAAUAAAAUGGAACAAUUGUUCUCUUCUUUUGCGCUGGUAGAUCAUCCAGCUAAUAAAUUUCCUAAAGAUAGUUUUAUGACAUUAUACCAUAGUAUAUGUGACAACAUAUUGUUCGAAGAAAUAGUUAAAUUCAGGGCACGCCAUUACAGUGCUCACAGAAUAACAUUUGUUGUACAGGCAAAUUUACCACUGGAUACAUUGGAAAAUAAUGUUACUAAGUACUUUUUUAACGUACCAAAUAAUGGGCUGCCUCCCGAUGACUUUACCGAAUUUAAAGACGGUGUUUCUUUUGCUACUUCAUAUUUUCGAAAUAUGUAUAAAGUUAGCAAUAUCUAUAAUUUCAACCGACUAGAAGUGACGUGGCCAAUGCCCUCGCGUUUCGAUUUCUACAAAAGUAAACCACAUCAAUAUAUCUCAUGGAUUCUUGAGCAUAAAGGAAAAGGUUCUUUAACUAGUUAUCUACGCAAUAAAUGGAAUUGCGAAAUAACAUGUAACAAUGAAAGCAGUUUUAUGCAUACCUCCAUGUAUACAUUACUAAAUCUUACGAUAACUUUCUCCCAUGAGCAAAUACAACACGUAGAGGACUUCUUAAAUGCGAUCUUUUCCUUCAUCAAUUUAUUAAAGAGAGAAGGUCCGCAGAAAAGAAUUUGUGAUGAGAUUUAUAAGAUUAUGGAAAAUAAUUUUAGAUUUUCUGCUGAAGAAAAUAAUAAAGAGUUUGAUAUAAUGGACAAAUUGAUGGAUUUGUCCAGAAAUAUGCAUUUCUAUCCGUCGCGCAAUUAUAUAAUCGGAAGUAAACUUUAUUUUGAAUACAAUACAGCAGAUAUACAAAAAUGUUUAAAUUAUUUGACGCCAGAGACCGUGAAUAUUAUUCUUUUUUACUACAACGAUUGUCUUAAAGUCGGACAAUGGUCGGAAGCGGAGUACACAAAGAUCCAAAUAUCAAGGGAAUGCAUCGAACACUGGAAAUCAAUUAAGCCCUUGCCAAAUUUUCAUUUACCAUUGUUAAAUAUAUUCCUUCCCAGCGAUUUUUCUUUAAUAUCAAUACCAGCAAAAGUUUCAAAAUAUCCUGUAAAAUUAUUCAGUAAAAGUACAUUGGAGCUUUGGUAUCGUCCGUAUUCCAAGAUUUGUUUGCCAAAAUGCUACAUGUAUUUUCAUUUUAUUUCCUCUCUGGGAUUUCUGUCGCUAAAGAAUGCAGUUCUAAUGGAUAUGUACUGUGAUAUAUUAUCGUUUCUAUUGGCCGAAGAAUUAUAUCCAGCCAAAGCAGCGGGGAUUGAUUGUGAGAUAGGUGUCACUGAGAAGGGUAUUACAAUAAAAAUGUACGGAUUUAACGAAAAAAUGCCACUCUUGUUGAAAAUUAUUGCGGAAUACAUGGCAGUUCACUAUCUAUCUAGUAUUACGGAAGAUUUAUUUGAAAUGAUUAAAAUACAACGACUCAUGAUGUAUUACAAUAUAUUUACAAAUCCUGUGAAACUAGUCAGCCAAGUAAAAUUAACGAUACUUAAGCUCGUUCAUUAUUCGGACGUUGAUAAAUACGCUGCUCUACUUCAAAUUAAUUUCAAAAUAUUUAAAGACUUUGUAAAAUCUUUUACUGAACAUCUAUAUAUUCAAUGCCUCAUACAAGGCAACAUGACGGAAGAUGCUGCAAUCGGGAAUGUAAGACAAUUUCUCCAAACAUUUAAACCUAAUCCAUUGAUAAAUAAUACGUUGCUACAAAUGAGAGUGACUCAGAUACCCUUGGGCACAAACUAUUGCAAGUUGGAAAUUACCAACAAAUCUGAUUCAAAAUUAGUAGUAGUGACAAAUUAUUAUCAAGCUGAUGUUACGUCGAUUAAAUUAUCGGUGUUAAUCGAACUGAUAAUUUACAUGAUGGAAGAUUUGUUACACAUCGUGCUAGAUGAUGAGAAUUAUCUAGAGUUUGAAUAUGUUAUAUGCGAAAUUGAAAAUGUUAAUGGAAUAUUAGGGUAUUUCAUUACCAUUUGUACUCAGACAGAUAAAUAUACAAUCGAGUAUGUGGAUCAAAGUAUAGAGAAAUGUCUCACAUCGUUUAAGAAUAUUUUGAAUGAGAUCUCAGAAGAGGAAUUUGAUAAUUAUAAGGAAUCGAUAAAGAAAAAUUGGGAUACACACGAUGUUAACCACGAAGUUGCCAGAAAUUGGAAUGAAAUCACAAAGUUUGAGUACAUGUUUGAUAGAUUUGAGAAGAAAAAGCUUGCACUAGAAAACAUAAAAGUCGAUGAAAUAAGAAAAUGGUUUGAAGAGCACACAUUAAAUGGAAAAAGUUUUAGAAAAUUGAGUAUACAAAUGGCAGAUACUGCUUCGCAGAAAAAAGAAGACGAUAAAGCAAGUAACAGCGCAAACAAAAUGCAGUACCUUGCUUUGAAUUACAUGAUCAACGAUCAGCAGUAUCAGACCGUGGAAGAUUACAAGAAAAAACUCUACACCUAUCCAAUAAGCGAGGGAUUUCCUUUUAAAGCGCUAAAUAAGUAA